ACGCCAGGACAGAGGAGUCGGGAGAGUGGGGGAAACAGGCAUUGGUGGAAAAAAGUCGAAAAUUAAAAAACAGCUUAUUGUCGGACUGCUUUAAAUAGAGAAAAAAAUAAUAAGGAAGCGACCAGCCUGCCUCAAUUAUUCAAAGGUUCCACACUAGACCUUAACCCAGGCGCUGGCCACCACAUCAUAUGGACUAAACCAGAGACUCAGAACGAGAGGGAGAAGAGGAGAGAAUAGGUCCUUUUUCCUAUUUAUAUCUGCCUAUUGACUAGCUACGUUUGUAAAUCCUCUGGGCUGUUGUGUCCCAGAGAGGUGGGAUCUCAGCUGGACUUGUUCCCCAAACUGCACUCCCCUCAGUGGGGUUGGUUGUGACCCAGUGCCAGGGUAUAUCCCACCUCACGGCAGGCUUUCCUUUCCUGAGCAGCUGUGUCCUGCCUGCGUCCUGCCUCUAUUUCCUGUCCUUGACAGCAGCACCAUGACCUCUAUGUCCAGCCUCUUCUCCUUCACCAGUCCAGCUGUGAAGCGUCUGCUGGGGUGGAAGCAGGGGGACGAGGAGGAGAAAUGGGCUGAGAAGGCUGUUGACGCCCUGGUCAAGAAACUGAAGAAGAAGAAGGGAGCCAUGGAGGACCUGGAGAAAGCCCUCAGCAGCCCAGGACAGCCCAGUAAGUGUGUGACCAUCCCUCGGUCUCUGGACGGUCGUCUCCAGGUGUCCCACAGGAAGGGUCUCCCCCACGUUAUCUACUGCAGAGUGUGGAGGUGGCCCGACCUACAGUCUCACCAUGAGCUCAAGCCUCUGGAGGUGUGUGAAUACCCCUUUGGCUCCAAGCAGAAGGAGGUCUGCAUUAACCCCUACCACUACAAGAGAGUAGAGAGCCCAGUGCUGCCUCCGGUGUUGGUGCCUCGCCACAGUGAGUUCAACCCACAACACAGCCUCCUGGUCCAGUUCAGGAACAUGACUCACAACGAGCCCCACAUGCCCGUGAACGCCACCUUCCCAGAGUCCUUCCAGCAGCACAGCGGGGGCAGCGUCACCUCCUUCCCAAUCUCCCCCAACUCCCCUUACCCUCCCUCCCCAGCCUCCAGCGGAGGGGUGGGCACCUACCCCAACUCUCCUGCCAGCUCUGGACCCUCCAGCCCUUUCCAGCUUCCAGGUAGAUCUGAUACCCCACCCCCGGCUUACAUGCCCCCCGAUGAGCAGAUGGGACAGGAGGGGUCCAUGGAGACCAGCAGCAUCGGCCCCAGGAACAUGCCUAGUGGGGAUGUGCAGCCAGUGGAGUAUGAGGAACCGAGCCACUGGUGCAGUAUUGUGUACUAUGAGUUGAACAACAGAGUGGGUGAGGCCUACCAUGCCUCUUCUACCAGCGUCCUGGUGGACGGCUUCACCGACCCCUCCAACAACAAGAACCGCUUCUGCCUGGGGUUGCUCUCCAACGUCAACCGCAACUCGACCAUAGAGAACACACGCCGCCACAUCGGCAAAGGGGUCCACCUGUACUAUGUAGGAGGUGAGGUGUAUGCAGAGUGUCUGAGUGACACCAGUAUCUUCGUUCAGAGCCGUAACUGUAACUACCACCAUGGUUUCCACCCCACCACGGUGUGUAAGAUCCCUAGUGGCUGCAGUCUGAAGAUCUUUAACAACCAGGAAUUUGCUCAGCUACUGGCCCAGUCUGUGAACCAUGGCUUUGAGGCUGUCUACGAACUGACCAAGAUGUGCACCAUCCGCAUGAGCUUUGUAAAGGGCUGGGGAGCUGAGUAUCACCGACAAGAUGUCACCAGUACCCCCUGUUGGAUAGAAGUUCAUCUUCACGGCCCUCUGCAGUGGCUGGAUAAAGUGCUGACACAAAUGGGCUCUCCUCUCAACCCCAUCUCUUCAGUGUCCUAAUGGUGGCCCCCGCCAGAUCAGACUCUCAACCACCAUCUCUUCAGUGUCCUAAUGGUUACCCCCCCCUACCCCACAGACCAGACUCUCAAUCCCAUCUCUUCAGUGUCCUAAAGGCGGCCCGCCAGGCUGGGAGAUUCUUUCACAUUUUUUUUUUCAAACUUAACUUUAUAAUUGUUUUGCAUUGUUUAAUGAGCAAAAGCAGGUCUUCAAAGGCUGAACUGUUUCCACUAUCUGACAGCAGAAGGGAUUUUGAACCCAGAGCAGCAGAAUUAUGUUGAGAGAGCAGAAGAUAGACGUAAAACCGACAGAAGAAUAUUCAGAGUAGCGGCACAAAAUAUUGGACAAACUACUGCUCUGAGUCAUCACUACCAACCAUGUGCUUCUUCUAUUGAGAGUAGUAGGACUGGAAAGCAUGUACCUUAAAUGUUUCAAUGUUUGGUAAUGAUUUUCUUUCUGUAUGUUUCAGUUAAAAGAAAAUGAUGUAUCACUACUCUGCCUUUACCACAGUCAAACUACUUGUGAUUUUACUCUGAUAACUUUCCUUUCUUGCCAUCUUAAGGUAUAGAUAUCAUUAUGUUCACUAUUAGACCCAGAUCUCAUAACAAAAUGUUAACUUUUUAUAGUUUCUAUCGCUAGAAAAAAAACACUGAUUUACUGCCUUAAAUAAAGUAUGUCUAACUAAUAAAUAUGAUAUGGUGGAUUACUUUACUCAAUGC
This is a messenger RNA of Salvelinus namaycush (lake trout), 2598 nucleotides long. RefSeq names its product mothers against decapentaplegic homolog 5. Bases 476 to 1882 code for a protein of 468 amino acids. The record is from RefSeq and is a predicted model, not a curated record. Gene Ontology annotation, cellular component: heteromeric SMAD protein complex. Gene Ontology annotation, biological process: anatomical structure morphogenesis; transforming growth factor beta receptor signaling pathway; regulation of transcription by RNA polymerase II. Gene Ontology annotation, molecular function: I-SMAD binding; DNA-binding transcription factor activity, RNA polymerase II-specific; RNA polymerase II cis-regulatory region sequence-specific DNA binding. NCBI's taxonomy places the organism in Eukaryota, Metazoa, Chordata, Actinopteri, Salmoniformes, Salmonidae. The transcript is spliced from 9 exons.